This is a messenger RNA of Racocetra persica, 133 nucleotides long. The record is from the annotation of a GenBank genome assembly. NCBI's taxonomy places the organism in Eukaryota, Fungi, Glomeromycota, Glomeromycetes, Diversisporales, Gigasporaceae.
UGCCUUGGAAAGGACAGCAGUGGUGUAUCAAAAACAAUGUCUAUGAACAUGUUACGACAAAAUAUAGGGAAUUAUCAAGAAAACUCUAAAUAUAACCUAAUUACGGAUAGCAAAGAUGCUAUUAAUUUUUUGA